AUGGGGUAUAGUGCAGCAGAAUGGGCAAUUAAUUAUGCUGUACACAAAGGUCAUCUUAAAGCAAUUAAAUAUUUACAUGAAUUAGGAUAUGAAUGUGAUGAAUUUGCAAUUUAUUAUGCUGUACACAAAGGUCACCUUGAAGUUGUAAAGUAUUUAAUUGAAAAAGGGUAUAGAGGAGCAGAAGAUUCAAUUGAUUUAGCUGCAGAAAAUGGACACCUUGAAGUAGUAAAAUAUUUACAUUCUAUUGGAUAUAAAGGUACAAAAUUUGCAAUUAAUUAUGCUGCAGAAAAUGGUCACCUUGAAGCAAUUAAAUAUUUACAUGAAUUUGGAUAUAGAGGAGGAGAAAAUGCAAUUAAUUAUGCUGCAAGAAAUGGUCACCUUGAAGUAGUAAAAUAUUUACAUUCUAUUGGAUAUAAAUGUUCUGAAUGGGCAUUUUAUUCUGCUGCAGAAAAUGGAUAUAUUUAA
Molecule: messenger RNA, 465 nt
Organism: Hydra vulgaris (swiftwater hydra)
Lineage: Eukaryota; Metazoa; Cnidaria; Hydrozoa; Anthoathecata; Hydridae
Molecular function (GO): protein binding
Source: RefSeq, a predicted model, not a curated record